Molecule: messenger RNA, 2369 nt
Organism: Abrus precatorius (Indian licorice)
Lineage: Eukaryota; Viridiplantae; Streptophyta; Magnoliopsida; Fabales; Fabaceae
Product: cyclin-dependent kinase C-2-like
Exons: 12
Coding region: 349-1914 (521 amino acids)
Biological process (GO): protein phosphorylation; positive regulation of transcription elongation by RNA polymerase II
Cellular component (GO): nucleus; cyclin-dependent protein kinase holoenzyme complex
Molecular function (GO): cyclin-dependent protein serine/threonine kinase activity; ATP binding; RNA polymerase II CTD heptapeptide repeat kinase activity
Source: RefSeq, a predicted model, not a curated record
AUUCAUCAAUAAUUUAAGAUACGAGAAUUUACACAAGAAUAGAAUUAGAAUCAGAAUAAUCAUUCCCUUAUAAUCUAAGAUAUUCAAGAGUGAAAAACAUGUAAUUCUAAACCCUAGGCCAAACACAGCAUCAAAAUUAUAUUCGCAGCCUUCGUAGGCACACUUUGAUUUCCCACACUACACAGUUUCUCAUCAACUUUCUCGUUUAUUUUCCGGGAUUUUUUUUUUCUUUUGCUUACUUCCUCGCCUGAUCGACAAUAUCCUCUUUCGAUUCUCGUCGAGCCAUCUUCUUUUUCGGCUUCGGUGUUCAUUCGCGUAGAACAAGAUUUUGGGGUUUGGAGAGUUGCAAUGGCUAUGGCGGCGCCAGGGCAACUCAACGUGAACGAGUCACCUUCUUGGGGAUCUCGAAGCGUCGAUUGCUUCGAAAAAUUGGAGCAAAUUGGCGAGGGCACAUAUGGUCAGGUUUACAUGGCUAGAGAGAUCAAAACUGGUGAAAUUGUUGCCCUGAAGAAAAUACGAAUGGACAAUGAGAGAGAAGGGUUUCCCAUAACAGCUAUACGUGAAAUCAAAAUUCUAAAGAAACUACACCAUGAAAAUGUAAUCAAGUUGAAAGAAAUUGUGACUUCUCCAGGCCCUGAGAAAGAUGAACAAGGGAGGCCAGAUGGUAACAAAUAUAAAGGUGGCAUCUAUAUGGUCUUUGAAUACAUGGACCAUGAUUUGACAGGUCUUGCUGACCGACCUGGGAUGAGAUUUACAGUUCCCCAAAUUAAGUGUUACAUGAGACAGCUUCUCACUGGGCUGCACUAUUGUCACGUAAAUCAAGUACUUCACCGUGACAUCAAAGGUUCAAACCUUCUUAUAGAUAAUGAAGGUAAUCUGAAACUUGCAGAUUUUGGACUGGCACGAUCAUUUUCUAAUGAGCAUAAUGCAAAUCUUACAAAUCGUGUCAUCACAUUAUGGUAUAGACCUCCUGAGCUGCUGCUAGGGGCAACAAGGUAUGGGCCAGCAGUAGAUAUGUGGUCUGUAGGUUGCAUUUUUGCAGAGCUACUUCAUGGGAAGCCUAUCUUUCCUGGAAAAGAUGAGCCAGAACAAUUAAAUAAAAUUUUUGAGUUGUGUGGAGCACCUGAUGAGGUGAACUGGCCUGGUGUUUCAAAGACUCCUUGGUAUAAUCAAUUUAAGCCAACAAGACCCAUGAAAAGACGUCUGAGGGAAGUUUUCAGACAUUUUGAUCGUCAUGCUCUGGAAUUGUUGGAGAAGAUGCUGACACUUGAUCCUGCUCAGAGAAUUACUGCCAAGGAUGCACUUGAUGCUGAGUAUUUCUGGACUGAUCCAUUACCAUGUGAUCCCAAGAGUUUACCCAAGUACGAGUCAUCCCAUGAGUUUCAGACCAAGAAAAAGCGCCAGCAGCAACGACAAAAUGAAGAAAAUGCCAAGCGUCUUAAAAUGCAGCAUCCACAACAACAUAGUCGUCUUCCCCCAAUUCAGCAGGGUGGGCAACAUGCCCAGAUGCGGCAAGGUCCUAACCACCCUCCUAUUCAUGGGUCUCAACCAACAGUUGCUGCAGGACCUAGCCAUCAUUAUGGGAAGCCUCGAGGUCCCUCUGGUGGGCCAGGAAGAUAUCCUCCUGGUGGGAACCCUGGUGGGGGAUACAAUCACCCAAAUCGUGGAGGUCAAGGAGGAGGAGGUGGUGGUUAUGGAAGUGGUCCAUAUCCUCCCCAGGGGCGAGGGGCACCAUAUGGGUCAAGUGGUAUGCCUGGUGGGCCCAGCGGUGGUCCUCGUGGUGGGGGUGGUAGUGGUUAUGGAGUUGGAGCUCCAAAUUAUCCUCAAGGUGGUCCAUAUGGUGGUUCAGCAGCUGGUCGUGGCUCAAACAUGAUGGGUGGAAACCGCAACCAACAGUAUGGUUGGCAGCAGUAAAAGCAUUUUCUUAUCGUGAUUGGUAUUGCAAUUUGGUGAUACUUAACUGAGGCACAUGACAAUAAGUGAUAGAAAUAGAUCAGACAUAUUGAUGGAUUGAGCCAUUAGAAAAAGAUAUGACCCUUAUUCAUUAAUUAUUGUUUAUUGAUAUAAUUGUAUGAUUACUUGAACUGCCUUGAAGCCUUUGUGAGGCCACCUAACACAAUGUUUGGUCAUUAUGCAAUAAUGUUUAUAAAGAGACCACGAAAGGGUAGAGAACUCACUGCUUUUGUAAUUGUCCAUUUUUAAUAUUUUAUACCUUAGAUUCCUGUGCGGCACAUGUGUUAAUGAAAGCAGUAUGCUUCAAAAAUGUAUUACAAGCUGCUGUUCUAACUUAUACUGUGUUUCUAGUGAUCUUGUAUCGUGUUUUGCUAUCUCUAUUUUCAAACUCGUACAAUGCAUUUUGACUUGCUGUU